This is a messenger RNA of Magnolia sinica, 902 nucleotides long. RefSeq names its product photosynthetic NDH subunit of subcomplex B 4, chloroplastic. The transcript has 6 exons. Gene Ontology annotation, biological process: photosynthetic electron transport in photosystem I. NCBI's taxonomy places the organism in Eukaryota, Viridiplantae, Streptophyta, Magnoliopsida, Magnoliales, Magnoliaceae. Gene Ontology annotation, cellular component: NAD(P)H dehydrogenase complex (plastoquinone); chloroplast thylakoid membrane. The record is from RefSeq and is a predicted model, not a curated record. Bases 149 to 715 code for a protein of 188 amino acids.
AGCAUUUUAUGUGGGUGGAAAGGGGUGGACACCAACGGUCUCCUUAUCCUCUCUGAAUCUGAACUUCUCUUUCUAAGCAACACAAAGGAAAAGUAAAAGAGAAAAAGAGCUUCCCUCCAAUAACACAAUCCAACCUUAGUUCAAAGCAAUGGCAGAGGUAAUCAUGGGUUUCACAAUGCCCAAACCACAUAUUCACAACCCUCCUACUUUCCAAACAAUCAAGAUGGAGAUGAACCAGUUUCCCAAAUCGCUGAGGAAGUGCUCAUUCUCUAGGUGGAACACUUGCUGGCUUCAGGGAGAAGGCAAAAGGAGCAAAAGAGGAUCUUUGUUGAAGGCAAAUGCAUUACCAGACUGGCCUCUUAUAGCAGUUCUAGUACAGCAUAUUGAAGGUCAAAGAGAUUACAUUGUCCAUAAGACUGUUUGGCAUCUCAAUGAUGAAACUUUAAAGAAUGUUUAUACCAUGUACAUCAUGUUCACUUGUUGGGGAUGCUGUUUCUUUGGAGCCAUGAAAGAUCCAUAUUAUGAUGGGGAACAAUAUAGGAAAGAUGGGGGAGAUGGAACAGGGCACUGGGUCUAUGAGAAGCAAGAAGAUAUAGAAGAGAAGGCAAGAGCAGAGUUGUGGCGGGAGGAGCUGAUAGAGGAGAUUGAGCAGAAGGUAGGAGGGUUGAGAGAAUUGGAAGAGGCUGGUAAGAAGAAAGAGGAGGAGCUUGUUUAAGUGAAUAUGGCUUUUAUGGCACCACCAUGUCUUCCAUGCCUAGGCUCCUUCAUCAUCUCAAAAAUAUUAUAUUUGUGAGAGGGAGAACCAUAUCUUUUGUAUAUAUUCUCCUAUUUAUGCACUCUUCUACCAUUUUAUCCUGCUACAUUGCUUACAAAUAAAAAAUAAAAAGAAUCAUUCAUGUAAA